Messenger RNA from Canariomyces notabilis, 2175 nucleotides. RefSeq lists its product as uncharacterized. Gene Ontology annotation, biological process: proteolysis. Bases 231 to 1853 code for a protein of 540 amino acids. Lineage: Eukaryota; Fungi; Ascomycota; Sordariomycetes; Sordariales; Chaetomiaceae. Gene Ontology annotation, molecular function: metallocarboxypeptidase activity; zinc ion binding. The transcript is spliced from 3 exons. The record is from RefSeq and is a predicted model, not a curated record.
UAAACGCAGCGGCAGCUGGCGGUCAGCUGUUCCAGCUAACCCACUUCUGGCAAGCAGCCCGGCGGUUCUCUUUGCAGGUUCCACAUUCCACACGACCUAGCUGUGACUCUGUGAGCUCGGUCCCAUCGUCACCGAGCAGUGGCAAUGCUCGCCGGCCAGGUUCUUCUGCCUUGGGAUUCCCUCCAUCACUCCCGGCUGCGUUCUGUCGUUGCACUACAUGACACUCGAAGAUGCGAUUGCUAUUAAGGCUACUAAAUGCACUGCCUGUCGCUUUCGCUCUUGCCCUUGCCUUUGGCUGUGUCGCGGUCGAUGCUGCGAAGAUCCAACCGUCCCUUGUUGAGCGAAACCACCGACCUGACAGCACCGGCCCUGCCUACCCAUUUCUAAAAUGGCUACGCGACAGCGCGGUUGAGGUAGUCUUUGGGAAGCCCCCGAUCAGGACUGAAGGCCCAAGACCAGGUGCAGGACUACAGGCGCUCUACCGGAAUGACGUUGUGGUCCGUUUCAAUGUGACCAACUCGGACGAGGAGGGCGCGCUCGCCGCAGCCGCCCAACAAAUGCUCCUCGACGUCUGGGCUUUCACACCCGACUAUGUCGAUAUAAGGCUAGACAAGCGCGAUGUUUCGCCGCUCAUGGCGCUACUGCCAAAGUCGCUACAAUCCUCCGUCCUUAUCCCGGACGUUGCCGCCGCGGUAUGGAGGACCUACCCUUCAGCGGCAGUUGAGAUGUCCCAAUUUGAAUCAAGCACGGCUGAUGCGGCGAAAAUGAGGACCUCCUUGGACGGCGUGGGCAAUGUGUUCUUUAGCAACUACCAGACCCUGCCGGUCAUCACGAGCUGGAUGCGCCUUAUCGAAGCCAUGUUCCCAUCAAUUGCGGAAAUGACAAGUGUUGGAAAAUCAUACGAAGGCAGAGACAUAUAUGCAAUGCGCCUCAGUGCCCCCAAUAGCAGUGGCCCAACCGCGGCACCCAGGCAAACCAUCCUCGUUACCGGAGGUCUACAUGGCCGCGAAUGGAUUUCAACCAGCACUGUUAAUUACCUACUAUGGUCCAUCGUCACAUCAUAUGAGAAGGAGCCGAUGCUCACCAAGCUUUUGCAACGUUUCGACUUGGUUUUUGUACCCGUGCUCAACCCAGACGGCUACGAAUACACGUGGCAGACGAACCGACUAUGGCGCAAAUCAAGACAGCUGACCAAGAUGCGCUUCUGCCGUGGCCUGGAUCUUGACCAUGCCUUUGGUUACGCCUGGGGCGCCCUCGAGCACGAAACCGACCCAUGCUCCGAAAGCUAUGGCGGCGACGAGCCCUUCCAGGCCGUGGAGGCAUCAGAGCUGGCAAAAUGGGCAAAGAACGAGACGGAGAACGGGACCAAGUUUGCGGCAUUCAUCGAUUUGCACUCGUACUCUCAGCAGGUGCUGUUUCCUUACUCGCACACCUGCUCGGUCGAACCCCCCAACCUGGAGAAUCUGGAAGAACUGGCCAUUGGCCUGGCCAAAGCCAUCCGGCUCUCAAACGGAGAGUCUUAUGGCGUCAUGUCCGCGUGCGAGGGCGCGGUAGCUCGUGCCGAGCGCGCGAGUGAUUCUGGUGCUCGUAUUGAAGCUGGUGGCGGUUCAGCAAUCGAUUGGUUCUAUCAUGAGCUUAAUGCCAGGUAUAGCUACCAAAUCAAGCUGAGAGAUACUGGAAGCUAUGGGUUCUUGCUGCCAAGUGACUACAUCGUCCCAACUGGGGAGGAGACGCUCAAUGCUUUGAAGUAUCUUGGAGAUUAUCUCCUUGGUAACAACGGGAUAGAGAGACUUGCAUCUCAACCAUCUCAACCCUCAUCCGACAAGUGGAGGGACCUGAGAAGACGAAAGUAGUGGGAAGGGGCGUUUUAGAACAAGCGGAGGGGAUAAACCAAUGGCUUUGGCGAUUUGGAUACGGCGAACGGCGUUCAAUCAGGUAUGGGGUACCUAGGCUGGAGGUGGCUUCGUGCUGUUGUGACAUUUUUGCAUGCAUACCUAGGUAUACAUAGAGAGGUACGUAGGUGCCAAACAGACCACACAUAUCAAAUAGGAGGGCUUGUCGGUCACAAUCGAAGGCGUGGAAUUGGGAGCAAGCCUUGGCCCCUUAUCUACACUUCCAAAUACCACUUGACGUACGGACGUGCGUGCCAGGCCCAAUUAUUGAUCUUGAGCCUUA